Messenger RNA from Ornithodoros turicata, 4871 nucleotides. RefSeq names its product zinc finger protein ZFAT-like. The record is from RefSeq and is a predicted model, not a curated record. NCBI's taxonomy places the organism in Eukaryota, Metazoa, Arthropoda, Arachnida, Ixodida, Argasidae. Gene Ontology annotation, biological process: regulation of transcription by RNA polymerase II. The transcript is spliced from 21 exons. Gene Ontology annotation, molecular function: RNA polymerase II cis-regulatory region sequence-specific DNA binding; DNA-binding transcription factor activity; chromatin insulator sequence binding. The coding region runs from base 127 to 4545 and encodes 1472 amino acids. Gene Ontology annotation, cellular component: chromosome.
UCCCAUGGCAACGGCAGCUGGUCACGUGAUUUGAUGUCUCGUAGAAUUCUGUAAGCCUACUUUUGUGUGAACAUUGAAAAGCCUUGAAAAGGACGCAUUUAUCAGCUUUGAAGACACCGCCGAGCUAUGGAUGUCUUCAUCUGCGGCGUCUGCCGCAAAGGUUUUCAUGACAUUGCAAAGUUUGUGGAGCACAAAAAUUCACUGGAAGUAUUUGGAUGCGGCCAGUGCAAUGCCAUGUAUCACACUUCCAAGGAGGUAGCCACUCACACUGUGGAGGAACAUGGUAUGGUGACUGAGAUGCAAGAGUUUGAACAGGAACAGACUGCACUUACAGCUACAGAAGGAGACUCUCAAGAGCUGGUGGGUGUGCAGAAUGAAGCUAUGCAAGAUAUAACAGUGAUUCCAACAUCUGGAACCAUCUCCAGCAUUGUUCAUGAGGGCCAUCAGCUAGUGGCUAUGCAAGAAGGCCAAGUUUUUGGCUCGACUGUUGUCAGCAUGGCAGCUGAUGCUAAGAGUAAUUGCACAACUGAAGGAGCAAAAAUUACACUUUCCACAGCGGCCCAGGCUUCCCAGGAAGCAUAUGUCUCUGUGCAAGAAGCUCUUGGUGUUGAUUCAGAAGGCCAGACUAUUGUGCUCACUGAAGGCUUUUCAUUCGAAACUUUGGAGAACAAAGUUGUCGACGUAUUUGCAUGCAGUCUCUGUCAGUGCUUUGCACUAAACGAGGAUGAAAUGAUAAAUCAUGUACAUGCUAGUCACGAUAGAAGUGUUACAAAGGGCUCAGAAGAAGCUGCAUCAUUCUACUAUAGUCUCCAACAAUUGGCACCUGCAGCUCUCCUGGCAGAAUCAGGGGAAAGCCUUGGUGAGGAGAAGACUAUGCUACGUAUUCUACCUGUUGAAGCCCUGCAGGAGCCAGUGGAGACCAUCAAUAGUGCACAGCCUACCACUGUUCACCUUGUUGUCGAGACCGCAGCCCCCAAACGGAGGCGUGGGAGGCCACGGAAGGCUGAUCGACAGUGCAGACUGCAGCCUCCAUCUGCAACAGAAAAGUCUGAGGAAGAACCUCUGGUUCCUGUUCGAGGGGAAGAUGGAAUGUUUCACUGUACCCGCUGUAAAAAGGCUUUUCACAAGGAGAGGCAUAUCCUUGGCCACAAGUGCAUGGCUAGAGGAGACUAUGUUGAUAUCAACGAGAAGAAGGACAUGGAAACUGAAGAGGUUGCUUCUGGUGAGGUGGAAACUACAGGAGAGGACAACAUGGACGAUGAAGAUAUGGAAGAAAUUGAUGCAGAUGUCACUGAGGACUUCAAGGCUUACCGUGCAAAUAACCGUGAACCUUGGUCUCGCGUGAGGUGCCGCCGUGGUUCCUAUCGUGGUCGUGGACGUGGACGUGGGAGAGGUUUCAGAGGAAGCCGUGGUAUGUUCAAAGGAAGUGGAGGAUUAGCUCCAGAGAAAGAUGAGGGAGCUCCUGCAGGAGAUGAAGCAGACAAAGAGAAUUUGCAGGCAUUCAGUGGAACAGAAAGGGGGAGUGAUGAAGGUCAAGAAACACCAGAAGCAGAGACAGCUGUUAGCCCAGUGGUGCAGCAGAAGCUACAUUGGCGUGAUGAUCCUCGGCACGUGCCAGUGUUUUCAACAGACGAAGAGCGCAUGACCUUUGAGGAACAUUUAAACAGAGUGGAUCUCAGCUGUGUUGACCACCUGUACACACAGCAUGAAGUUGCCCAAGAAAUCACGUCUGUACCAGGGUCACGUCUUGCUGGAAAGGAGAUUGGCGACCUGCAGGUUUUCUCUUGCAAUGUCUGCAAAAAGGUGUUCAAGACUCAGUCACACAUGCGACUUCACUGCCUGAUACACACAGACUUGAAGCCUUUUACGUGCCAUCUGUGCAGCUUCACCACAAAUGCAAAAGGCAACCUGUACACUCACAUGCGCAAGCACACAGGCAACUACUUUCGUUGUUCACGUUGUGACUUUCGUAGCUGCAACCGCAGCCACAUGGCUGAACAUGAGGCCACACAUUCAAGUGUAAGGCAACGCUGUGGGCUGUGUGGCAAUGACUACAAUACAAUAAAAUCACUUGUCAACCAUGUACGCAAGUACCACACUGGACCUGCUGGGAAGCGCUAUUUGGCAGGAUUUCAGGCUAAGCAGCUUCAAAACAUGGCUGUGCUGCAUGUUUGCCACAUAUGUAACCGCAAAUUUAAGAAGAAGGUGGAUAGAGACAGGCAUUUGUUUGUACACAACGUGCCAGAGAGCUCUUCAGCAUACCCCCAAUGUGGCCUGUGUGGAUACCAGGCUUCUCGCAGAGCUUACUUGGAAAACCACUAUCGUAAACAUCGCCUGGUUUACGUUUGCUCUCUCUGCUCUUGUCUCCAUCUCAGUGCAUCCAGUCUACGGCAGCACUUACAGGAACAUUUAGAUAAGAAGUCUGUAGUCCUGGUGGCUCCUGAAGCCGCAGCUGAAGACGAGGGCACUGAUGGCAUUGAGUGCUUUGUUGCUGAGAAUGGGGCAUCUUUAAGGGAAGACCUUCCUGACCACACUGAAAACCCAAUUGAACUAACUUCUGCGGGAAAUGAUGCAAGUGCUUCAGAACCAGCUGAAGCAGGUCUAACUAGUAAAGACUCUGAAGAGAAUGAUGUCAUAAUGGAGGAUGUAGAUGCCACAAUGACUCAGAUACUUCAACCACCAGCAGGUGAUGAAGCGUCCUCUACUCAAAUACCUACCACUGUUUCAGAUGAAGUUGCUGCACUUCCCGAUGAUGCUACUUUGGAGUCAUUGUUUGAUGAUUCCAUUCAGAACAGUUGGUAUCUGCCAGAGCCAGAUGGUUCGCUCGCAAUGAGUCAUUAUGUGAAUAUCCCUCAAGAGCUGACUGAAAAUCAGGGGGCAGAUGAGGAACCUGACAGUGCUGUUGCAGCAGUAUGUGAGGAGGUUUCUGCUACAGAGAGUGAAAAGCUGUCUGGUAGUGAAGCAGGUCCCUCAGGUAUAUCUGGUGCAAACAGCUCGAUGGGACGCAGUCUUCAGCCAAGUUUUUCAUCACUGUCACAGCUCAAUUACAAGCCUCUCACAGCGGAAGUGUUUAUGAAAAUUCGUGAGACAUUCGGUCAGGAAGAAUGUCCCGAUUGUGGCCGUCUGUUUCAUAGUCGUCUCGAUUUAGAACCUCACAUGUUGACACACACGGAUGAAAAACCUUACAAGUGCAACCAGUGUCCAUAUGCUUCAGGCUCAAAGGACAACUUGAAGCGCCACAGAGAAACGACCCAUGAAGGACGAAGGUAUCCAUGUGACCAGUGUGAUUUUGUUGCUCAGUCACGCAGUGCCUAUUGUCAGCAUCGACAGAAGCACUCUGCACCCCAAGGGAAAUGCCCCUUUUGUGACCUUCGUUUUCCUGCAUGGCGUAUGCUUCGUGCCCACUUACUGUCACAGCAUCCUGAUGUUGACAGACAAGAAAUGCACAAGGUAACAGGGUCAACACAUCGUGUGAUAGCGCGACUUGGAAGAAGAACUUACAAAUGCCCUUACUGUGGUCGCGUGUUCCACCGUUCAAGUACAGACUUGCAGAAGCAUAUUUGGAUUCACGAGGGCAUCAAACCUUUCAAGUGCACGGAAUGCAGAUACGAGUGCCGUAGUAGGAACAACCUCAACGUUCACAUGCUGACUCACUCCUCAGAAAAACCCCAUCUCUGCGAUCAGUGUGGAAAAGGGUACAAGUCAAAGGCAGCUCUGAGACUUCACGUGCGCACCCAUGGUCGCGGCCUGCUUUUCUCGUGCAACCGAUGCGAAUACACUGCUACCCAAAAGUGUCAUCUGAAGCGCCACUUAGAGACACACGAUAUUAUCAGGAAAUACGUGUGUGAGCACUGCUCCUACUCAUCCAACACACUCAACUAUAUGAAGGUACACUAUAGCAGAAAGCACCGAGGUGAAGCUUUCAACCAACAUACAGUCGUAGCUGAUCCUAGCUCCAUUGAACAGCAGAAAGAUCGUGUCUACAAGUGCCUCAGCUGUGCCUACAUCUUUGGAAAUAUGAAUGAUAUGAAAAGGCAUCUGAGGCUGAAGCAUGGAGUAUGCCUCGAGAACCUUGACUUCAGUGUGGAAGAAGUAAUGGGGGACACUGUGGUGACUGAAGCUUCUGAAGCUGUAGUAGCAGGGAACAUGACUGUUGAAGAUGGAAGCAGCGUAGAAUUGGUGCAACUACAAGGAGCAGGCGAAAGUACGGCAACAGUUCUUCCAGGCUCUUUCCAGACGUUGCAGCUAGGAGAAGGCGAUGAUGGUACAGCAUCAGCAGUGAGCAUCAUUCAACAGAUCAUGGAACAAGGAGCAUUGGACAACAUGCAACAAGUGACUUUGCAGACAGCUGAUGGUGAAAGCCUGGUUGCAUUAAACCCGGAAACCAUUGUGGUUCAGCAGCAAGAUGGCCAAGAGGUGGUCCUUAGCGGUGGAGGGGAGGCCUCCUAUGUUAUACAGUAUGUACAGCCAGAAGAUAUGGAGGAUGUGCCAGCUGAGGAGCUUGUGCAAGAAAUAGCAGCAGUAGAUGUUGCAGUGGCAGAGUAGCAACCAUGUGAAGCAAAUCCUUUGAACUGAUUAUAUGCAGCACCAUGGCACAGACUUGUGAUAACCUGUUCUGAUAGAACUGUCAUACUAUCAUGACAUACAUCAUGCAGAUGACACACAGCAGAGUGUAAAAUGAAAUCAGUGUUGACCUUGCUCAUUGUAAAUAAUUACAAUAUGAGUCAUAGAUCUAUAAAUGAAAUGCUAACUGCCUUCAAGUAGUUUUCCCAUUGUAUUGUUAUUGUUAUAUUAUACACUGAGGUUCACUAUAAUGUACAUUGAAUACAGAACUUGCUGAGGUGCAACCAUUGAUAAUGCAGAAUGACACA